CAUUCAUACUCAGCAGAAGCUUGCCAUUAUGACAAUAGGGCGGGCCUUAGGAGGUAUUAAGCAAAACCGGUUUCGAAAGCUUUGGUACUGAGUAUGCAUGACAAAAGAGGACUUAUAUAAUAACGAUAGGCGCAUAUGGCGUCGCAAGCGCAGCCGGGCUCCCAGGCAGCUGCGGGCCAGGCACCGGGCUCGACAUCCGCGGGCAAGGCGCCAUCGGCUGGCCAAAUCCAGUUCGAGGUGUUUGCGAGCGAGCUGCUGGAACGGCUACAGCGUGUGCCGCAGAAGGACCGCAAGAAGGUGCUGGUGCUGCAGCGCUUCAUGUCACGGCACGUGCCCCGUACGGACGGCGACGACUUGUACGGCCUGUACCGCCUGCUGCUGCCGCGGGAGCACGACGAGCGCGAGCGGGGAAACUACAACCUCAAGGAGGCCAAGCUGGCUGCCGUGCUGGCCCUGGCUGUGGGCGCCAGCGCCAGUGACACGCAGCGCGCCAAGAUGUGGCGGCAGCUGGGCCACCUCAGCAGCGGCCAGUUCGACAAGGUCAUGUACGAGCUGCUGUUUGUGAAGUACCUGCGCCCCAACCCGUCUGACGGCCUCUCACUGCAAGAGGUGAACGCAGGACUCGACGAGCUGGCGGCGGCCUCGGCCUCCGGAGGGCCCUGGGCCGGCCCCGGCGGCGGCGGCGGCGGCCCUGGCGGCGGCGGCCCUGGCGGCGGCAACGGUCGCGGUCGCGAGCGGCAGACCGCAGUGCUGCGGGGUCUGCUGCAGCGCUGCUCGCCACUGGGCGCCAAGUGGCUGACGUGCAUCGUGCUGCGCGACCUCAAGCUGGGUAUCUCCGCCGAGACUAUAUUGCGCGAGUAUCACCCAGACGCCCAGGACGCAUGGAACAUGUGUAUGGACCUGCGCAAGGUGAUCACGGACCUGCUGGACCGCCGAGUGAGGCUCAAGAAGAGGGAGGUGGAGCCGGGCCAGGCCGCCAAGCCGCAGCUGGCGGACCGCUGCGAUGGCGGCGUGGCGGCGGCGGCGCGGCGGCUGCGGGGCAAGGGGCGCUUCGUGGUGGAAGUCAAGUUCGAUGGAGAGCGCAUGCAGGUUCACCGCACCGGCCCUGGCGCCUUCAAGUUCUUCAGCCGGCGCGGCAAGGAGCACGGCGAGCUGCGUGACUUCGGAGUGCUGGCGCCCGCGCUGGAGCAGCAGCUGGGGGGAGGAGGAGCAGGAGGAGGAGCAGGAGGAGCAGGGGGAGGAGCAGGAGGGGGAGGAGGCGGAGGAGCAGCAGGCGGAGGCGAGGGUCGACUGAUCUUGGAUGGCGAGAUGGUGGUGUGGAACAAGGCCAGGCAGGUGUUUGAGCCCUUCGGCGGGCUGACCAGUGCCAUGGACGCGAUCAACAGGGGCGCGGGGCCGGGCCAGGUCAUACGCAUGAAGAUGGGCAACAGUGUGAUGACGUCAGACCCCGACUACGUCUUCCCCCGGGCGCAGGACAUCGAGGUGGUGUAUGUGGUGUUCGAUGUGCUGUACGUGGACGGAGGCAGUGUGCUGGACCUGCCGCUCAGGGAGCGGCACAGGCUGGUCCGCAAGGCGCUGCGUGACGCACCGGAGGCCGGCAUACCGCUGGGCACCUCGGGGGCCAUCCACUUCAGGGCCGUGCCGCUGCUGCCAGGCCUGCCGCUGCUGGGCGGUGAGGCCUACAGCAAGGAGGGCCAGGGCGAGGAGGACAUUCGGGACGUGUACGAGAGGGCCAUUGCAAGACAGGAGGAGGGCAUAGUGGUGAAGCUGGUGGAGUCGCCCUACCGCCUCAACGACCGCUCCGGCAGCUGGCUCAAGGUGAAGCCGGACUACGUGGACAGCACCGAGUUCGACUGCGUGGUAAUCGGCGCCAUGUGGGGCACCGGAGGCAGGCGCGGCGGGCGGCUGAGCGAGUUCCUGCUGGCGCUGGCGGAGGCGCCCGCCACCCCCGGGGCCGAGCCCUCCACAUUCGUCAGCUUCUGCAGGGUGGGCACGGGCCUGAACGCGGAGCAGUACGAGUACGUGCGGGAGCGACUGCGCCCGCUGCUCAUCGAGCUGGGGCCGGGGCAGCGGCCGCCACGCUGCUACCGCGUCACAGGUGACGCCAAGGAGCGGCCGGACGUGUGGGUGCGCGACCCACUCAAGAGCCUGGUCCUGACGGUGAAGGCGGAUGUCCGCACCAUCCAGUCUCAGGUGUUCGCCAGCCGCUACAGCCUCCGCUUCCCGCGCGUGACGGCGGUGCGGGGUGACAAGGCGCCGGCGGACGCCAACAGCGUGGACGAGCUGGACCGACUGGUGGCAGCCAGGAAGGACAGCCUGGCUGACGGUUCAGCGCAGCGGGGCGGCGGCGGCGGCGGCCAGGGCGGCGGCGGCCGCUGGGGCGGGGGCGGCGGCGGGCGGCGCGGUGGCGGCCCCUCGGCCCGGCAGGUGGCGGUGGCGCACGUGCCGCUGCACCUGCGGCCACUGGACAUGUCGCACGUGGCGGUGGACCAGGACCUGCUGGGUGGUCGCUGGGUGCACCUGCGCGCCUGCGAGCGGCCGCCGGGGCUGCGGCAGCGGCUGGCGGCGCUGGUGCGGCGGCUGGGCGGCCGGGAGUCAGCCAACUACGUGUCGGCCGACAAGCCGCAGGCGACCUCCUACGUCAUCGUGGGUCACUGGAACCUGCCCACGCCGCCCCGCCCGCUCACAGCGACUGCCGCCAACCCCGCCGCCACAGCCGGGCCCUCCACCACAGCCCGGCCCCUGCCCACCCAGGCCUACUCCCAGCAGCCCCAGCCCACCGCCACCGCCACCGCACCCACCACCGCCAUCACCACCGCCCGCGCCCCCGCCUCCUCCUCCCUAGCCACGGCUCCCGCCCUGUUCUCGUCUGUGGUGUGUCCCGCCGCGCCUGACGCCUGGCUGGCAGCGGUGUCGGCACACGCCGACCUACUGCGGCCCGAGUGGCUGCAGGCGUGUGCGGAGCGGGGGGUGCUGCUGGAGCCGCCGCCGCCCGAGCUGGCCUGGAGCAUAUGCCCGCAGACCCGUCAGCGCCACUGUGCCGACAUGGACGCCCACGGCGCGCCCUACUUCCAGCACCUCACCGCGGAGGGACUGGAGGCGCUGUUGAACAGGCACGUGACCCCGGCGGCGGUGGCGGAGGCGAGGGCAGCGCUGGAGGCGGCGACGGCCAUGCCGGCGCGCGCACGGCGGCGGGCGCGGCAGGCGGACGCUCGUCGCAACCCCGACGGCCGCACCACGCUGUACGAGACGCUGGACGACGUUGUACGGCGGAUCCGGGACGAGAUCCGGGACGUGGGCGAGAAGCCGCCGCCUGGAUCCAUGUUCCUCGGAUUGCGGCUGUUGUUCCUUGAGCUACAGCCGCUCAUGCCGCAGCCGCCCAUCCUGCAGCGGUGGCGGCAGCAGCAGCGGCGGCAGCAGCAGCAGGGAGGGGGCUGGGAGGCCGAAGAGGAGGAGGAGGCCGAGGAGGGGGCGGGCGGGCUGAUGGCGGGCGUUGCAGAGGCGGUGGCGAACGGUCACCGCUGGGCGCAGCAGGAGGCGCGCGACCGCGUGGAGGCUCUCAAGGCCGCCGUCGUUCGCAACGGCGGCACAGUGGUUGACAUGUGGGACGAGCGUGUGACCCACCUGGUGUUGUACGACGGAGUGGACGAGCGGGAUCCAGGCACGGCGGCGUUGAAGGCGGCGGCGGCGGCGGCGGGCGUGGCGGGCGGCGGCGAGCGCGUCUUCAGUCCAGAGGAGGUGAUUGAGGCGCUGAUCGACAUGUCAGCAUGCGCCCAAGACGAGGACGCAGAGGCGGAGGCCGAGGCGGAGGCGGAGGCCGAAGGCGCAGCCGCGGAGGGCGCAGCAGCGGAGGGCCGGGCUGCCGCGGGCGGCGGCGCGGCCUCCCUGCCGGCGGCGCAGGCGCAUUGCCUGUCGCUCAUUCGCGCGGCUCUGGAGCGGCCCAGCGCGGAGGUGGUGGAGGCGGUGGGCGCGGUGCAGCUCGUGGACUGGCGGUGGGCCCGCGACUCGCUGAAGCGGGCGGAAGACGCCGCCGCUGCGGCAGCCGCAGCAGCCGCAACCGCCGCGGCCCGGCGUGCGGAGCGCCAGCAGCGCCGCACCGCGGCUGGGGCCGCCGCCGCGGCCAACCCCUACCUCAACCACGCCGCCGAGGACGAGGAGGAGGAGGAGCAGCGGGAGGAGGAGGAGCAGGAGGAGCUGGGGCGUGUGGCGGCGCUGGGCUGCCUGUCAGAGCUGCAGUACCCGCCGCGCAUCCGCCCGCCGGCGGAGUGGCAGCUGGCGCCGGCGGCGCAGGCCGGGCCGACUGGGGCAGCGGUGGAAGCGCCGGCAGCAGGGGCGCGCACGGCGGGCGGCACGGCACCUGUGAAGGAGGAGGGCGCAAGGGGCGCUGCAGCAGCAGGGACCGCGAUAGGGACAGGCGUGGGUCCCAGGGAAGCGGGGGACUCCGCGGCCGGCGGCCCAACGGCAGCGCGCGCUGCUGCAGCCGGGCCGGCGGCUACAGCCGGUCCGGCGGCUACUGCCACCGCUACUCUUGCAAAUCUGUGGACGUCGCUUGUGGGUCUCGACAGCGGCUCCGAAGACGAAGAUCGGGAGGAGCGUGGUGGGCUCAAGCAGAGCGGUGGAGGCGGAGCUGGCGUCGCGGCCGCAGCCCCUGGCGGCCAGGCACAGGAUGCCACAGCUGUUGCCGCUGCUAAUGGCGGCAGUGAUAGUAUGGUGUCGGCAGGUGCGCCCCUGUCUUCAGCAGCUGCGAUGGCGGCGGACGGCGCGGCCGCCGCACCGCCGCCGGAUGAGUUCAUUCGCUACUGGCCCUGGGAGCGCUUCCAAAUCCCGCUGCCCGGCCCCGACCAGCUUGCCAAGCUGGGGCGCGGCAGCGGCCGGCAGCGGCGUGGCCAGCGGUGGUCCUCCGACGGCGGCGGCGGCGGCGGCUCCGACGGCGGCACUGCCGGCACGUCGUCGCUUGGUGGCGGCGGCGGCGGAACCAGUAGCAUGACGGCUUCGGGAGGUGCGACACGGGCUGGCGGUGCGGCGGGCGGUGGCGAAGGGGCUGGUGGUGUCAGUGACGGCGGUGUUGACAGCGUGGGCGGGGGCCGUGGGAGGGGCAGGAGCGGGGGCAGGGGCCGCGGCACACGCCGCGCAGGCGGGGGGAGCAAGGCCGCGGUGUCCAGGGGAGCGGCAGCCCGGCGGCGGCAGCGCCGUGCUUCGGAUGAGACUGGGGGCAGCGGCACCGCCGGCGAGACGGACGAGCCGGAGCUGACGCCGUCACGCGGGCGCACCCGGCGCGGCGCGCUGCGGAGGGACAGGCGGAGAGGUGAGGAUGUGGAUGGGCUGCUGGAAGGUGGAGACGAGGCGCCCGAGGAGGGUGCAGAAGGCGCAGGGGCCGAGGCGGCGGCUGACAAGAGAACCGCUGCAAGGCGACGCGGCGGCGGCCGCGGCGGUCGGUCUCGGGCUGCUGCGGCGGCGGCGGCUGUUGGCGGAGAGGGCCGGGCCGGUGGUGGGAGCCAGGAGGGGGCGCCGGAGGAGGCGGCGGCGACCGUGCCAGCCCGACCUCGAAGGCGUGCCGCCGCCAAGGCUGCAGCGGCGGUCGCCGCCGCCGCCACCGCCACUGCAGGGGCGGACUCCAGCGACGGCGGCGGCAGCAACGGCCAUGGCGCCGGCUCCGAGGCCGACGAAGGCGCGGAGCCGGGCGCGGCGGUUGGGCCGCGAUCGCGCCGGCAGGCGCCGCGCAAGCGCCCCGCCGCCUCGCCGCCAGCCGUGCCCGGCCGGGGGGCCAGGGCCGAGCAAGGCCUGCAGGACUUAGGGGCGCAUGGGCAGGCAUUUGAGGAAGGGGCCGAGGAGGAGUUUGUGAAUGAGGAGAUUCAGGCGGCGGAGGCGGAGGCGGGCGCGGCGAGACCCAAGCGGCAGCGCCGCGGCGGCGCGACCCCCACACGCUCCGGCCGGCCGCAGCCGCUCGGUGAUAUCUUCACGCGCGUGGUGCAGCUGCCGCCGGCUGUAGCAGCAGCAGACGCAGGGGCGGUGGCGGGCGCGCCGGAAGCUGUAGCAGCGGGACCAGAAGUGCCUGCAGCUGAGGGGCGGGCGGCUGCAGGCCCGGCAGCAGCGGCAAUGGCGAUCGGCCCCUCCCAGGCACGGCGGGCGCUGCCCGGGCGCUCCCUCACAGCCGCGCCGUUGGGAGGAGCAGACCCUGUGGCGGCGCAACCAACGGGCCAGCUGCCAGCGCAGCCACAGCCGCCGCCGCAGCUGCAGCCCCUGCUGCUAGCGCAGCCACCGCCGCAGCUGCAGCCUCUGCUGCCAGCGCAGCUACAGCCGCAGCCCGGGCUGCAGCCACAGCCGGUGCGUAAGCGGCGACUUGCGGACCUGGCCGCAGCCCGGAACGCCGCCGGUGUGAUGCCUGGCGGUGGUGGUGCUGGCGCUGAUGGGGAUGGGGAGGGAGGUGGCGGCGGCGGCAGUGGCGCGGGCGCCAGCGGGAGGCAAGCGUCCGAGGCCAGCGGUGCGGGGGUGCGUGCCGCGGUUCCGGUGCCGAUUUUGAUUCCGGUGCAGGCGCCGCCAGUAGCACUGGCGGCGGACGCUGUGCCCGGCACGGGUGCUGCGCCUACAGCUGGGGUUGCCGCUGCGUCAGCGGGGCCAGGCAUUGCUGGGGCCGCCCCCGGGGCGACUGGCUCUGUACAGGAGCUGGGUGUAGCGGCGGCAGCGGCGGCAGAACCACAGCCGCCGCAGCAGCACCAGAAUCAGCAGGUGGGCCUGGCGCCUACCCGGCCAGCUCAUGCGGCGGCGGGGCUGCUAAAGCGCAUCUUGAUCAGCGAUUCAGACUCAGACUGAAGUCGUGCGUGUGCGUAUUGCGUGUGUGGUGUGCGUGUGCUUAGCGGUGUGCGUGUGGUGUGCGUGUGCUUGCCCAACAGCGCUGGGGUGCUGCAUUGGGCGCAGUAAAGUAGUCGGCAGGCUGACUGGUUUGAUGGCUGGCUUGAUGGCUUCUGCUGGGCUUCUGCCAGCAUUGGCUGCGGCAGGUUGCGGCGCCGCCCAGUCCUCUAGUUGCUGCGGCGCCGCCCAGUCUUGAGGAGUGCGCGCGGUAAAGUAGGCAUCGUGCGUCGUGUCAAACCGCGACUUUGCGCAGUAGCUCCGUCUGCCGGUGCUGCUGUGCAGACCGGUCAGUCGACACUCCAUACAUCCAACACUUCUUCGGUGACUGUCACGAUGAAGGCAGGCAAGCUAUUGUUGGAAGAUGUACAGUGCAUUUGUCGUGAUGGCUUUACUUGAGCAAGCGUGCAGGGCUGUUUUACUAGGGGUCUGACGAUGUCUGUCUCUGAUCCGAACGACGUCUUUGUAAUUGCAUAUUAAUCGUCACAGUAUAGUAUACGCGUCACUGCUUAAACGUUAACACCAGCGCCUGAUCUGCCCAAAAAGGUUGCCAUCAUCCGCGCCCAGGUUGCUCUGACCCGGCAUUCGACGAACCUAUCUUCUUUGAUCUGCGCCAUAGGAGUUUCAACUCAACACGGAGUACAAUAUAAGCUUACAAAGGAAAGAAGGCCGUUCGCGGUUACCUGCCAUCCCACGUGCACUGCUGGUCAGGUGGACUUUCGGCGAAGACUUUGGGGCGACGGAGAUGAGGCUGUGAGAUAGCGGAGGUGAGCAGGGUCGCGUACAAAGUGAA
This is a messenger RNA of Chlamydomonas reinhardtii, 7639 nucleotides long. RefSeq lists its product as uncharacterized. The coding region runs from base 136 to 6810 and encodes 2224 amino acids. Lineage: Eukaryota; Viridiplantae; Chlorophyta; Chlorophyceae; Chlamydomonadales; Chlamydomonadaceae. The record is from RefSeq and is a predicted model, not a curated record. Gene Ontology annotation, biological process: DNA recombination; double-strand break repair via nonhomologous end joining; nucleotide-excision repair, DNA gap filling. Gene Ontology annotation, cellular component: DNA ligase IV complex. Gene Ontology annotation, molecular function: DNA binding; ATP binding; DNA ligase (ATP) activity. The transcript has 30 exons.